This is a messenger RNA of Carassius auratus (goldfish), 9921 nucleotides long. RefSeq names its product sodium channel, voltage gated, type VIII, alpha subunit a (gene scn8aa). The coding region runs from base 542 to 6391 and encodes 1949 amino acids. Gene Ontology annotation, biological process: neuronal action potential; sodium ion transmembrane transport; membrane depolarization during action potential. The record is from RefSeq and is a predicted model, not a curated record. Gene Ontology annotation, cellular component: plasma membrane; voltage-gated sodium channel complex. NCBI's taxonomy places the organism in Eukaryota, Metazoa, Chordata, Actinopteri, Cypriniformes, Cyprinidae. Gene Ontology annotation, molecular function: voltage-gated sodium channel activity. The transcript has 27 exons.
CUUCUUGCAGGAAUUUAUCAUAUGUCAAGCUGAGCAAAUGAGCAAAAAUGCACACGUGGACAGUGAACAAGUGAUCCGUUGUAAUCAAGACGUUCAAAUACGUUUUUGGCUGCUUGUAGGGAGGACGCAGGUUGCACAGGUGUGGUAUGCUACAUUUUCUUGUUUAUGUUCCUCACGAGCGUCGUUGAGAUAUCUCACUGUUUUCUAAAAGCGAUAGAAGUUUUGCUUAGAAAUGCGGUUAUGUGACUAAAACGUAAAUAGCAGGAAAAAAAACCAUGUAGUAGCCUAUUUUCCGUUUUCCCUCUGCAGCUUUGGCCCGCUUUCGUGAGGGCGUCGGGCUGUUUAGAAACGUACGUUUUCAGAAAAAUAGUUUUCUGACGCCGAGGAAAACGUGACAACGUUUUGGAAAACGCAAAGAUGCUUGGAGAACGCAAAGAACCGUUGUGCUGAUAAGGAUUUCGUGACCAAACAUUGAUGAAAUCAAGAACUGGCUGCCGUGGAGGGUACAUAACAGGAGAAGAAGUUGCUGCAGGAUGAAAACAUGGCUGCACCAUUUUUUGCACCGCCAGGACCUGACAGCUUCAAAUACUUUACCAGGGAAUCUCUGUGUGAAAUUGAGAAGCGCAUUGCUGAGGAGAAAGCCAAGCCGCCACCUAAACAAGACAACAGCUACCGCGACGAUGACGACGAGAACAAACCCAAGCCUAACACUGACCUGGAGGUGGGCAAGAGUCUGCCCUUCAUCUAUGGGGAUAUCCCUCCUGGAAUGGUGGCAACACCAUUGGAGGAUCUCGAUCCUUUCUACAUGAAUAAGAAAACAUUUAUAGUCCUAAAUAAAGGGAAAACAAUCUUCCGCUUUAGUGCCACACCUUCCUUGUACAUGAUAAGCCCUUUUAAUCUCGCUAGACGAAUAGCGAUUAAAAUUUUGAUACAUUCAGUAUUCAGCAUGUUCAUAAUGUGUACGAUUUUGACCAAUUGUGUCUUCAUGACUUUUAGUAAUCCUCCCGAGUGGUCCAAACAAGUAGAGUAUACCUUUACUGGAAUUUAUACGUUUGAAUCAGCUGUAAAAAUAAUUGCCCGUGGAUUCUGUAUAGAUGACUUCACAUUCCUUAGAGAUCCAUGGAACUGGCUGGAUUUCAUGGUCAUCUCAAUGGCGUAUAUAACAGAGUUUGUAAACCUAGGCAAUGUCUCAGCUCUGCGCACGUUCAGAGUUUUGAGGGCAUUGAAAACAAUUUCUGUAAUCCCAGGUCUGAAGACCAUUGUUGGCGCUUUGAUCCAGUCGGUGAAGAAGCUGUCAGAUGUGAUGAUCCUCACCGUUUUCUGCCUCAGUGUCUUUGCCCUCAUUGGCCUGCAGCUCUUCAUGGGAAAUCUGCGACAAAAGUGUGUCAUCUGGCCCAUCAACAUCACCGAACUAUACCAGGCCAAUGGCACCCAUGCAUUCAACUGGGAUGAGUACAUCAUGAACGAAACCAAUUUCUACUUCCUGCCUGACCAGCUAGAUGCUCUGCUGUGUGGAAACAGCUCUGAUUCAGGUCGCUGUCCUGAAGGCUACACGUGCAUGAAGGCUGGUCGCAAUCCAAACUAUGGGUACACCAGCUUUGACAGUUUUGGCUGGGCUUUCCUGGCUCUAUUCCGCCUCAUGACGCAGGACUUUUGGGAGAACUUGUACCAGCUGACCCUGAGAGCAGCGGGGAAGACCUACAUGAUUUUCUUUGUGCUGGUGAUCUUUGUUGGCUCAUUCUACCUUGUGAAUCUGAUCCUGGCUGUGGUGGCCAUGGCAUAUGAAGAACAGAACCAGGCCACUAUGGAAGAAGCAGAGCGAAAGGAGGUGGAGUUUAAAGCCAUGCUGGAACAGCUGAAGAAACAGCAGGAGGAUGCACAGGCUAACGCAAUGGCGACAUCGGCGGGGACGGUGUCUGAGGACGUGGUGGAGGAUGAUGGUGAUGGAGGUGGGAACUUGUCCUGCAGCUCAUCCGAGAUGUCUAAACUCAGCUCCAAGAGUGCCAAAGAGCGACGCAACCGCAAGAAGAAGUGGCGGCAGAAAGAGCAGGACAAGGAGAAAGGGGACAGUGAGAAGUUUGUCAAAUCUGAAUCAGAUGAUGGAAGCAGGUGGAGCAGAUUACGUUUCCCUGACAACCGUUUAGGACGCAGGAGUUCUAUAAUGAACCAGUCUCUGCUCAGCAUCCCAGGCUCACCAUUCCCUUCAAGACGCAACAGUAAGAGCAGCAUCUUCAGCCGCUGCAAGGACGGAGGCUCGGAGAAUGAGUUUGCAGAUGAUGAACACAGCACAGUUGAGGAGUACGACGAGCGGCGUGAUUCGUUCUUAAACCCACAACGUCGCAGCAGCUACACAGGUUACUACGGCAAGUGCAACAGCACUGUGGAUUGCAAUGGAGUGGUUUCUCUCAUCGGACCGGGGCCUGGCGGACGCCUACUGCCUGAGUCAACCACUGAUCUUGAAAUCAAGAAGAAACUCUCAGGCUCUCUAAUGGUUUCUCUAGAGCAGCUUAACACAUCGUUUGGGCGCAAGGAGCGAGUCAACAGUGUCAUGAGUGUGUUAACCAACACAUUGGUUGAGGAAUUGGAAGAGUCUCAGAGGAAUUGUCCACCAUGCUGGUACAAAUUUGCCAACAAGUUUCUUAUCUGGGAAUGCGGACCUGUUUGGAUGAAGAUUAAGAAGAUUGUGAACCUGAUCGUGAUGGACCCUUUUGUAGACUUGGCUAUCACCAUUUGUAUUGUGCUGAAUACUCUCUUCAUGGCCAUGGAGCAUUACCCUAUGACGGAGAAUUUUGAACAUGUGCUGUCUGUCGGAAACUUGGUGUUUACUGGUAUCUUCACUGCCGAAAUGUUUGCCAAACUGGUUGCAAUGGACCCAUACUACUAUUUCCAGGAAGGCUGGAAUAUUUUUGAUGGAAUUAUAGUGAGCUUGAGUUUAAUGGAGUUGGGCUUGGCUGAUGUAGAAGGUCUUUCUGUGCUGAGAUCAUUCCGAUUGCUGAGAGUUUUUAAACUGGCCAAGUCAUGGCCCACUCUUAACAUGCUGAUUAAGAUCAUCGGCAACUCAGUGGGAGCUUUGGGGAACCUGACCCUGGUGUUGGCCAUCAUCGUCUUCAUCUUCGCCGUUGUGGGCAUGCAGUUGUUUGGGAAGAGCUACAAGGACUGUGUGUGUAAGAUCGCUGAAGAUUGCGAGCUGCCCCGCUGGCACAUGAAUGACUUCUUUCAUUCAUUCUUAAUCGUCUUCCGGGUGUUAUGUGGAGAGUGGAUUGAGACCAUGUGGGACUGUAUGGAGGUGGCUGGACAGGGAAUGUGUCUCAUCGUCUUCAUGAUGGUCAUGGUCAUAGGAAACUUGGUGGUCUUGAAUCUGUUCCUUGCCUUGCUGCUGAGCUCAUUCAGCGCAGACAACUUGGCAGCUUCUGAUGAUGACGGCGAGAUGAACAACUUACAGAUUGCCGUUAUUCGCAUUAAGAAGGGAAUUGCCUGGGUGAAGGCCAAAGUUCGAGAGCUGGUCAACAUCAUCCUCAGGAGGAAGGUCACUGACGAGGCCAAGCCGCUAGAUGAAAUGUACGACCGGAAGCUAAACUGCAUCACCAAUCAUACUGGCGUGGACAUCAGUCGUGACAUGGACUAUCAGAAAAAUGGCAACGGAACCAGCAGUGGUAUAGGCAGUAGUGUAGGCAAGUACAUGAUUGAUGAUGACCACAUGUCCUUCAUCCACAACCCCAACCUGACCGUAUGCGUGCCCAUUGCCGUGGGCGAGUCAGACUUUGAGAAUCUCAACACAGAAGAUUUCAGCAGUGAGUCUGAAGCAGAGGGCGGCAAAGAAUUGGGUGAAAUCAGCUCUUCAGAGGGCAGCACCAUAGAUCUUAAACCAGAGGUAGAAGAAGCGGUGGUGGUGGAGGCAGUAGAGGAAUAUGAUGACCCAGAACCUUGUUGGACUGAAGCUUGUGUGGCCCGCUACAAGUGUUGUGAUGUGCCCAUCACGGAGGGCUGGGGUAAGAAUUGGUGGUUCCUCCGGAAGACCUGCUAUCUCAUUGUGGAGCACAACUGGUUUGAAACCAUCAUCAUCUUUAUGAUCCUCCUCAGUAGUGGAGCGUUGGCUUUUGAGGAUGUGUACAUUGAACAGAGGAAGACAAUCCGUAUUAUUCUGGAGUACGCUGACAAGGUCUUUACCUACAUCUUCAUAUUGGAGAUGUUGUUAAAGUGGGUGGCCUACGGUUUUGUCAAGUACUUCACCAACGCCUGGUGCUGGCUGGACUUCUUCAUUGUUGACGUGUCUAUAAUCAGCCUUAUAGCUAAUGCACUGGGCUACUCCGAACUAGGGCCCAUUAAAUCUCUCAGGACACUAAGGGCCCUGAGACCCCUCAGAGCAUUGUCACGUUUUGAAGGGAUGAGGGUGGUAGUCAACGCCUUGGUGGGUGCCAUCCCUUCCAUUAUGAAUGUCUUGCUGGUUUGCCUCAUCUUUUGGCUGAUUUUCAGUAUCAUGGGUGUCAACCUGUUUGCGGGAAAGUAUUACUACUGCUACAAUAUGACUGAAAAGGCAUUGUUCGAAAUUGAUGUAGUCAACAACAAAUCAGAGUGCCAAGCAUUGAUAGAUCAGAACUUCACUGAGGUGCGCUGGAGAAACGUCAAAAUCAACUUUGACAAUGUGGGUGCUGGUUACUUGGCUCUACUGCAAGUGGCAACAUUUAAAGGAUGGAUGGACAUCAUGUAUGCAGCAAUUGAUUCACGAAAGGUGGGAGACCAACCAAAGUAUGAGGACAACAUCUACAUGUAUAUCUACUUUGUUAUCUUCAUUAUAUUUGGCUCUUUCUUCACACUCAACCUCUUCAUUGGUGUCAUCAUUGAUAACUUCAACCAGCAGAAGAAAAAGUUUGGAGGUCAGGAUAUCUUCAUGACAGAGGAACAAAAGAAGUACUACAAUGCUAUGAAGAAGCUUGGCUCAAAGAAACCUCAGAAACCCAUACCCAGACCACAGAACAAGCUCCAGGGCAUGGUGUUUGACUUUGUGACACAGCAGGUCUUUGAUAUCUCCAUCAUGAUCCUCAUCUGUUUGAACAUGGUCACCAUGAUGGUUGAGACAGACGAUCAGUCAAAGGAGACUGAAAACAUUCUGUAUUGGGUUAACUUCAUCUUUAUCGUGGCCUUCACCUCCGAGUUUGUCCUGAAGCUCUUUGCACUGCGUCAUUACUACUUCACCAAUGGCUGGAACGUCUUUGACUGUGUUGUGGUCAUACUCUCUAUUGUGGGUAUGUUUCUGGCUGACCUGAUCGAGAAGUACUUUGUGUCACCAACUUUGUUCAGGGUUAUCCGUCUGGCUCGAAUCGGACGUAUCUUGCGUCUGAUCAAAGGAGCAAAGGGCAUUCGGACUUUACUGUUUGCACUGAUGAUGUCACUACCAGCCCUGUUUAAUAUCGGCCUUCUGCUGUUUUUGGUCAUGUUCAUCUUUUCUAUCUUUGGUAUGUCAAACUUUGCCUACGUGAAGCGGGAGUCUGGCAUAGAUGACUUGUAUAAUUUUGAAACAUUUGGGAAUAGCAUGAUCUGCCUGUUCAUGAUAACCACCUCAGCAGGGUGGGAUGGCCUUCUUGCUCCCAUUCUCAACUACCCACCUGAUUGUGACCCAAAUAAGGAGAAUCCAGGUACCACAGUGAAAGGAGACUGCGGAAACCCUUCAGUGGGCAUCUUCUUUUUCGUCAUGUACAUUAUUGUCUCGUUCCUUAUCGUGGUUAACAUGUAUAUCGCCAUCAUUCUGGAGAACUUCAGCGUCGCCACAGAGGAAAGCGCUGAUCCACUUUGUGAGGAUGACUUUGAGUCCUUUUACGAAAUCUGGGAAAAGUUUGACCCCACUGCUUCCCAGUUUAUCACCUUUGCCAAGCUGGGUGACUUUGCUGAUACUCUGGAGUACCCACUGCGCGUUCCCAAGCCCAACACUAUAGAGCUGAUCGCCAUGGACCUGCCCAUGGUGAGCGGCGACCGUAUUCACUGCCUAGAUAUCCUGUUUGCCUUCACCAAACGCGUGUUGGGUGACAGCGGUGACCUUGACAUGAUGCGGCAACAAAUGGAGGAACGAUUCAUUGCUGCCAAUCCUUCCAAAGUGUCUUUUGAGCCCAUCACCACCACUAUGCGCCGAAAGCAGGAGCACAUGUCUGCCGCGGUCAUCCAACGUUCAUACCGUGCUUAUCUUAUUCGGAGAGGCUUCAUCUGCAAGCGCUUGCUCAGCAGCAGCAGGCUGGAGAAUGGCGGGACCAAUCGGGACAAGAAGGAGGGCACGCCUUCUACUGCCUCGCUGCCUUCCUACGACAGCGUGACCAAACCCGAGAAGGAGAACCAGGAGGAGAGCGACAGCAAUGGCCAAGAGGGCACAAACCAAAAAGAGGUCGAGGAAUCCAAGUGUUAAGAAUGACGGAGACUGAACUAGUGAUUCGAGACUAAAACUAUCUAUUCCAACAAAUGUAUAUAAAAUCAUUUGUAACAAAAAACACAGAAAUCUUGGGAGAACAAGGUUGUUUACAGACAACAAAUGCACCAGGAAAGCAGCUCAGUUUUUUAUAGAUUUAAUGAUGACCAAACCAACCUAUGAGCUUACUGUCUUAACAUUUGUGCUCAGUGACCAAUACUUUACUGUUCCAACUGCAGCUGAAAGGCACUUAAAAGGAGAAACAAAAUAAUGACCUAUGGCAGACAUCUUUGACCACCUGCCAAAGGACAAAGCAGUACAAAGCAAGCUCAUAAGAUGGAUUCCUUUGCACCAAAACACGUGGAGUUCUGCUAUGGACUGCUUUGAACCUUCCUUUUUUAAACACUACACUGCCAAAAUCCCACUGAAACCUCCCACUCAUCCUGUGGAUUCUGGGAUGUUGUAUUUUAACCAUAGGAGAACCAGUAAUAACGACGUUAACUCAAUCAUGUGGAGUGUCCGUGUUUAAAAAAAAGAAAGAAACACGGACACAUUAUGCAAGGGUUUUCAGUUGUUGUGAUGGAUAUCUCACCUUAUUUGACCCACAAAAAGUAAGGGGAAAAGCUCAGCCCAUGCCAUUCAUCUCAUCAUCAUCUCUUUGUUAUACUUACAGAAAAAAAAGUUUUAUACAUGGGCUUUCAAAUCGAUAUAGGGUUGGGGAAUUUUUCAGGGUUUUGACUUGGGCUGAAAGGGACUUACUCAGACUGAGUUCCUGGUAAAUAAAUAAAUAAUUGUGCUCGUUCAAUGCAUAUAAAUGACUUGCAUGGUGGCAUGUUUAGAUCAGGAAUCAUGCAUGUAUAAUCAUAGUCCACUUGGCACUGCUACUCAAACCACAUCAGUGGCUUGACCAUACAUUCGACACUGUCCACUAGUUAUCAAAUUAAAUAGAUAUAGCUGGGAAAUGAUUGGUCAAUAGCAACAUAUUUAACUACUGGCUAUGGCAAGUAUAUGUAUACUUACCCUUCGUAUGGCUUGCUUCCUGAUUAACCGACUCUCACACCAUGCGUCAUGUGUGUAUUUUAAGGUGGUCGAUCAAAGCUGUUCCUUCGUUUGGAUAUACAAUAUGGCAACUGCACAUCUGCACACACAUAGAGGUGUUUCACUGCCCUGGACCUAAGUAGAAUUUGGGAUGACCAUUUGGAGAAACAGUAUCACUUGAAUCAAAUCUUGGGUUCAUAAACCUUUGAUUUGUUUUUUACACCAGCAAUAUGAUUCAACUGCCCCUUGAUGUGCAGCUGAGGCUCUGGUAGAGCCUUCAAUAGAUCUUCAAAAGGUACAGCCACCAUGCCAUUUAAACCCUUACAAUGCUUUGAUGGGAUACCAUCUCUUCGAUUUUCCUGGAGUACUUGUCUUCAUGUCAGCACAUCCUCAUGUUUACCAUGAAAAGAGGUUGUCAGUUGUGUUAGCAUCUUGUUUUGUCUGAAAGAUGUUGGAGAAAGCACUCGAGUAGCCAUUUUGAAUGCAUCUCGUAGACCUUUAAUAGCCUUCUCCCUGUUGAAUGAAAAAAAUUAUUGAUGUAUAUUUGUAACAGCUUGGAUUAUACACGUAAACUGGCCUUAAACAGCAGGAAAACAAGGAAGGUGGCACUUUUAGAAUGAAGUGGUGGGUACUUUUUGCCUGACAGCAUGUAGGUUAUUUUAGCCAGUGUUGGUGAUACUACAGAUUGGCUUGUUGCUACCUCUUGAGCAAACUGCCAUUCCUUCUUGCUCUGGGUGCAAUAGAAAUUGUUUGAAUUUGCAACAGUAAUUCCUUUGUUUACAAUAUUUUAGUAAUGUUUCAUUACCUCUCCUAUUUGAUAAGGAUGAACACUUAUUCUGGUGUUACGGUGGAUCAUAGAUAACGUAAUACAAUGCUAAUACAUAGGAACAGGAUUAUGAAAUCAUAGGACAUCUCCAAUCGCUGCGUCAGCAGGCACAGGACACCAGAGAGUCCGGGAGAGCACACUAGUUUACAAACCCACUUCCUCUACUUCUCAGACCUGUAGGUCUGUUUACUGCCUGAGAUCUGUAAAUCAGUGUGGGUGCUGUGGACUUGAACCAAAUGAAGCCUGGUGAAUCAAUUAGACUACCGUGUAGUUUUCCCCCCAACUCCCAUUUUAGUUCAGAUGUGAAAUGAAAAAUCACUCUCACUGACUGUAUGACAAGUUAAUGUAUCAUUCAUGUACAGGAAAGGGUCAUGAUGUACAUGGCACAAUUGCUGAAAAGAAUUAACUUUUUAAGGAAAACUAUGAGCAUUGUAAUAUAUUAAUUUAUUUUAAAUGGCAUGCUUUGUUGUGGGUUUUGUAAAUACAGAAUUUUAAAGAAAUACUGCUAUUAAUCUAAUAAUAAAUUAUAACAAUGAUAUAGAAUGGCUUCCAGCUGAUGCCCUUGUCACAUAUUAAUUUUUUUUUUCUCACUUUUAUUAAAGGGAAUUAAAUAAUAUAAUGUAUCAAUAAUAUUAUACAAAGAAUAUAUACGUGUAUGUGAGUGUGUGUGUGUGUAUAUAUAUAUAUAUAUAAUAUAUAUAUAAUAUGAAAGGAUAUACAAAUGAGCACUGUAAUAUUUAAUGCAAUAUGUCCAGUUGAUGUCCCAAAAAAUUAUGUUGGGGAUGAACACAUGCACGGUUGUUAUCAGCGCUGCUAGGAUGUUUAAAUCUGAUACUGUACAAUGAGAGGGUUAUGCAUAUAUAGACAUCCGCCAUCCUGUCUAUGGACAUUGUGUGGUCACCCACCUGAGCCUGAAAGUCUAAAACAGUUCAUGUAUUGUACUCUAAAGGCCUCCCCAAACACUUCAGUGCCGUUACUUGCGGGCCUGAACAACAGUUUUGUAUGCAUUUUGUAUCCGGGUUUUAUGUGUUCAGUGGUCUGUUUCUAGUGCUACUUCACUAAUUGUUGUGUGCCUUUUACUGCAUUUUCUCCAUGUUCCUUCAUUUUCUGAAUUGCAUUUCACUGCAAUUUUGGAGGAUGGUGCCAUAUUUAACAUUUAGUUGAUGAUGGGGUAAAGACAUGAAAAUUGUAAAUGGAGCACAAUGCAAAUCAGGGACUGUAGUCUGAACAAGGAGUCUGGUGUACUGCUAAUGGGACACUGAAACCAAGAAAACAAGUCCACUUCUUCCAGAUUCAAUGUUUUGAAAUCUUCUGAUGUUCUGUUUUCUGUAUUUUGUGUAUCAUCCACUUGGCUUGUAAAAAAAAAGAAAAGAAAAAAAUACAGCUUGCCUUCAGACUUGUGUUUUUUUCCAUCUUUGAAACUCACUUUUAUAUUGAUAUUCAGUUACUGGACUUCCAUUUUUAGCAUGACUAAAAUGCUUUCCAUUUUGUGAAAAGAUUUCAAAAGUGCUUUUCAAACUGUUGUUUUGUUUGACACAGUGUUGCAGGACGACAUAUAAUGGUGUGUAUGGCACAACCACAGGAACUCUUAGUAAGAAUAUAUAAAAGAUUGUCUUCAUUUGAGCACGAAACUUUUUAUUAACAAUAAAGCAGCCUUCCAGUGGCA